UUGACUGGCAGAAAACCAGAAGGACACCAUCAAACUCCAUGGUAUCAGCAAUCAACUAGAUACACUUCCUGGUGAUGGACCACCUAUUCCAAGAAGAGCAGGUGCUAAGGAUCAAACACCGUGCCUCAGACGUGCUAGGGCUCUAUGUUACACAGAGCAAGAAACUUCCAUGAAUAAGACUUGGGCCUUGGAGAGCUCUAUUUGUGGAUUAAUUCUCAUGAGAGUGGCUUACCGUCUCAAGAGUGGUUUGUUAUAAAGACAGCCCCUCUGUGCUUUCUUUUCACCUUCCACCAUGUUAUGACACCCACUCCAGAUGACCUUGGACUUUCCAGCCUCCAGAACAUUCCAGCUUCUUCCAUUGAGCAGCUACUGGUUCCUCUGACUCUGCAGCCUCCAGGUGGCCAUUAUGGACUUUCCAGCUUCUGAUCCUGGCAUACUUCUGGGCCAGGAAGUCAGAAUGCUGGGAGAGCGGUCUUUGGGUAAUCACACGCACCAGAAGGAAAGGACACUGAACUGGGGGAGAAUUUGCCAGUUUCAACCCUGACUUCUAGAGGCCGUGCCAGGCAAUGUGAUGCUUCAGGGAACCUGGGUCAAAAAGUCCAUGAAGAAAAUGGUGCCUCCAAUCUGUUACUGAGUGAAACUACAGCUGCUCCUCUCCAUAGCAAGAUUCUGGUUGCAAUUCCCACUUUAGGCACAAACGGCCCUGUCAGACAUUAGCUGAGCACUUGGAAACCAGACCGACAGAGAGGAUUACAAAGGCCUAUGCUCACAUCUCAUCCUGGCUCCAAAGGCUUGAGUCAGGAAAGAGACAAGAGGAAAGGAUCCGGAACCCGCGGUCUGUGCUCGCCCUCGGCACCGGGGACCGCACCUCCCUGGAUUGCAGCUGAGUGUCUCCGUCACGCCUUUGCCCUUGCCUUUUCCCUGCGAAUUUGGGAGCGGUUUGCCUCCCCCGCCCCGACACCCACCUCCAACCCCCUCCCCCUAUCCUCUACGCCCACCCGGAGACUGUGCAGCGCAGUGCGGUGCCCAAGCGCGCACGGCCGAGACAGAGAGCCAGGCUCCAGGGAGCUCCAGCUGCUCCCGCUGCUCGCCCGAGCAGUCCACUGCACUGGACCGUCGGAGCAAACAACUGGGUCUGCCUUGGGGGCCUCCCAGGGCCCUCUUCGGAUAACCAUCGGACUGACUGGCUGCACACUUCUUGUUUUACGUCUCAGCAGUAACGCGAGGGCCAGUUGCAGGCCAAGUACAACAGAACUGAAAAUGGGACCAGUGGGUGCAGAGGCUGAUGAGAACCAAACAGUGGAAGAAACCAAGGUGGAGCAGUAUGGGGCAGGGCACACGACUCCGAGAGGUGAGCUGGCCCCUGACCCCGAGCCAGAGCUCAUAGACAGCACCAAGCUGAUGGAGGUGCGUGUUGUCCUCAUACUGGCCUACUGCUCCAUCAUCUUACUUGGGGUAGUUGGCAACUCUUUGGUGAUUCACGUGGUGAUCAAAUUCAAGAGCAUGCGUACGGUAACCAAUUAUUUUAUUGCCAACCUGGCUGUGGCGGAUCUUUUGGUGAACACCUUGUGCCUACCAUUCACUCUUACCUAUACCUUAAUGGGGGAGUGGAAAAUGGGUCCUGUCCUGUGCCACCUGGUGCCGUAUGCCCAGGGCCUGGCAGUUCAGGUGUCUACCAUCACCUUGACUGUAAUUGCCCUUGACCGACAUCGAUGCAUUGUUUACCAUCUGGAGAGCAAGAUCUCCAAGCGAAUCAGCUUCCUGAUUAUUGGCUUGGCCUGGGGCAUCAGUGCCCUGCUGGCAAGUCCGCUGGCCAUCUUCCGGGAGUACUCACUAAUUGAGAUUAUUCCAGACUUUGAGAUUGUGGCCUGUACUGAGAAGUGGCCUGGUGAGGAGAAGAGUAUCUAUGGCACCAUCUAUAGUCUUUCCUCUUUGUUGAUUCUGUAUGUUUUGCCUCUGGGCAUCAUAUCUUUUUCCUAUACUCGUAUCUGGAGUAAACUCAAGAACCAUGUCAGCCCUGGAGCUGCAAAUGACCACUACCACCAACGCAGGCAGAAGACCACCAAAAUGCUAGUGUGUGUGGUAGUGGUGUUUGCUGUCAGCUGGCUGCCCCUCCACGCCUUCCAACUCGCUGUUGACAUUGACAGCCAGGUGCUGGACCUGAAGGAGUACAAACUCAUCUUCACGGUCUUCCACAUCAUCGCCAUGUGCUCCACCUUCGCCAACCCUCUUCUCUAUGGCUGGAUGAACAGCAACUACAGGAAGGCUUUCCUGUCAGCCUUCCGCUGUGAGCAGAGGUUGGAUGCCAUUCACUCAGAGGUGUCUGUGACAUUCAAAGCUAAAAAGAACCUGGAAGUCAAAAAGCACAAUGGCCUCAGUGACUCUUUAUCUGAGGCUACCAACGUCUAAGGAAACAGGUGUAAAAACUUAGGAUUGAAUUCUGACCAGAGCUAUCGAUCUGAUUAAGGCAGGUUCACAGGUAUGUCCUGAUCUCCCAUUUUAAGGACAGAAAAGCAUCAUAAUGGAAGUCUUGGCAGCAUUAUUCCUGGAAAACUGACUGGGAGAGCCUAGGUGAAUUUACUUGUAUUCAAAGAUGGGACAACAAAAUGAUUUAAUUACUGUUGUACAGAUGGUAGAUUGAAUUAAGAGUGAAAACAAAGAAGUGCUUUUGACUCACCUCCCAGAUUGAAGGCAACCUGAAUAAGGAGUUGACAUUAUCAGCAUUGCUCAAAGGUGGGGGUAAAGUAAGUGGACAUUCAAGUCACUUCAGGACAAGUACUGGGGGUUCUGUGUCCUCCUUGUUUCCUUCUCAUCCGAUGAAAAGAUGUCUGAACAUGAAUUUCUCUAGGGAGUCAUAGGCGCUCCUUUAUGGUGUUUUGGUUUUAUUGUCCUUCCUAUAUGUGAAAUCCAAAAGAGAAUGCUAUAGGAAAAUGUUGCUAACUGAAUGAUUUCGAGAUGACUUCAAGGGAAUAAGCUGAAAUUUGCUAGAUGAUUAAUAUGUUGGGGGAAAUUCUUAAUUCUCAGUGAGCAAUUGCUCAUAAAAGCAAAUGCACAUUUUGUGAAUUAUUUUUCAACUCAGAAUCAAAGGCUGAAAUUCUCAGAAUUACAAAAAUAUAAGUGUUAUUGAAUUUCUCAUUUCAAGGUUUUCCUGCUUUUGUAUAGACACUAUUUACAUAAUCAGUAAAUAACUUAAUUCUUUUAAUUAUUGCUAAUUGCUAUAACUUUUUGAACCUGUGUAAUUUCUGUGAUGAUUCCUGUGUUGGAAAAAAUUUGCACUAAAAUUAAAUCAGAUAGAAAAUAAUUUUUACAACAUUUUGCAACAUAUGUCUAUUUGUAAGCAAUUUUUGCACAGACACAUACAUGUUUAUAGAACACUGAAAUGUUAUUUUCUUUGGAAUUCAUCUUCAAUGGACCCAUUUAUGAUUAAAAUAAUAUAAUUUCAUCAAAAUAGACCCAUCUGGUAAGGAAAACUAAAAGCACUCGAUUCAUUACAUCUUGCAAAUGUUUUGUUUCAACCAAUUUCACAUUUUUUUCCUUAAAGUAACUAUAUAUUUAUUGGAUGUAUGAAUAUAUACAUAAUAAAAUGUACCUAUAAAUAGUGGAACAUAGAUUCUAUAGUAGUUUUUCCUUAAUGAUUUUAUUAAUAUAAUUUUUAUUUUAAUAGUACCUAACCAAAGAUAAUUAAAACACUCUAUGUUCAUGAAAAAGAAGAGAGAUUUAAAAAUAGUUGCACUUCUCUCGAUGCUGUUAAAGAAGUUUCAGUAUAGUUAUAUUUUUGUAAAUAUGAUGGAAUUUGUGAACAUAUUCCUUGCAUUGCAGAUAAUUUCAACAUGAGUAUUAUAUUCAGUUAUAACACUGAUUUUAUGAGCUGGAGAGCUUCAUUUUAUGGAUCUAUUUAAAAUUCAUACUACUGCUCUUAUUAAAUUUGUUCUAUGCUAGAAAUAAAAGAUUGGUCCUGAAGUGAAGUACUUUUGGAAUACUGAAAAAGAAUUAAGACAGUAGAAAUUAGACUAGAUGGAAGACAGAUUAAGAAAUUAACAAAAAAAAAUGUAUAGCUGUAAUAUGUAAUUGAAGAAUUCAUUUUUCUGUUGACCUUAGCAAAACUAUCUAAGGAGAAGACUUUUGUUCUUUUCACCGCUGUUAUAUUGCUUAAGAUGUUAAUAGAAAAUUGUAGUUAAGGAUUUUAUCUCCCUGGGAGAAUUCUUACACUGAAAGAAAUUUAUAUGUUGUGAUGACUGAACUGUUAGAUUUCAGUUAAUGAGCUGAUUAACAUAUGUCUGAUCCAAUUAACUAUGUCAAUU
Molecule: messenger RNA, 4301 nt
Organism: Sciurus carolinensis (gray squirrel)
Lineage: Eukaryota; Metazoa; Chordata; Mammalia; Rodentia; Sciuridae
Gene: Npy2r
Product: neuropeptide Y receptor Y2
Exons: 12
Coding region: 763-2409 (548 amino acids)
Biological process (GO): G protein-coupled receptor signaling pathway
Cellular component (GO): membrane
Molecular function (GO): neuropeptide Y receptor activity
Source: RefSeq, a predicted model, not a curated record